UUUAGCCAGUCUAAAAUAGCUUCCAGUAAGUUUGAAGUUUGAUAGUCUUUACCCAAGUCAGACGACAGUUCACUUUCUCUCAGUUCCACCUGAACUCGGGACAUUUCCAGUGGGGAAAAAUAUUUUCCCAGAUUGUGAACGGCUGUAGAGAUGAGACUGGCACAUAACGGUGUGGCUGAUGACGAUUCAAAAAACUUCUGGGGAUUCUGAGAAAGGCACUUUCUGGUAAAAUUCAAGUUCAGUAUGCCUUGAAAACUGGCGUUAAUCCAACCAUUUUUUGAAGCGUUGGAAAACGUACAAAAAUUGUCAAUGUCACUUUCUUCAUUUUUGCGGACUUGGUUCUUUACAAUAUCUGUUGUUUCUGAGAGAACUUUCUCAUCGACAGAGCAAGCAACCCCAGCCGGGGAAGUUGGUUUUAUUGAGAGAUUGGAGAAAUCGUUCCCUUGGUCAGCGCUCUCUUCAUGGCUGGACAAACCAGUCGUUAAGAGGCUUCCUCUGCCACAUGUCAUGUUUUCUUCUCAGGUGUAAGACUUUCUGGACCACAGGUGAGGAGCUGAAGACAUGUCUGCCGACGUCCAGGCGACCCAACCCCGGGCGUACACCAUGACCUCUGCGUCCAGACAGUGGUCCUCUGGCAUCUGUGACUGCUGCCAGGACAGCGCUCUCUGUUGCUACGCCUGCUGGUGCUUUCCCUGCUUCGCCUGCCAGACGGCGAAGGAGGCUGGAGAGUGUCUCUGUCUCCCCCUGCUGGACGCUUUCGGACUCAUCCCGCCCAUGGCCACGGCACUCCGGGCGUCCAUCCGCCAGAGAUACGGCAUCGAGGGAAGCGUUUGCAGCGACUGUGUGUAUGCGAGCUUCUGCGGGCCCUGCACUUGGUGUCAGAUAUCCAGAGAGAUCAAGACGAGACAAAACCCAGUGGUGUUUGUCAGCGCGGCCGCCUGAUCAGAACUAAUGGUCCGCUCCCUCAUCAACAACCCGAGAAGCUGACGUCAUGGCCGUCAUCGGAGAGAGCUGGCGCCCAAAGAGUCGCCACGCUUCAUUGGAUUAAGAGAGACUUUCACGUGUUUCCAGGAACAUCUGAUUGAACAUUGAGUGAAAAGGAACAAAGGAUGGAAAAUACGGAAAUAUUUGACUAUCAGCCAUGCAUUCACAUUUUUUUUCUCUUUAUUGUAGAAAAUACUGCUUUCUUCCACACAUUUACUUCUGUUUACCAUUUUUAUGUAAUGGUUGAACAAAUAUGCAUGUAUAUCUGGGAAUAUAAGGCCUAUUCUUUGCCUUUUAAGUUAAUAAU
This is a messenger RNA of Xiphophorus maculatus (southern platyfish), 1291 nucleotides long. Its product is annotated as cornifelin homolog A-like. The transcript is spliced from 5 exons. NCBI's taxonomy places the organism in Eukaryota, Metazoa, Chordata, Actinopteri, Cyprinodontiformes, Poeciliidae. Bases 562 to 942 code for a protein of 126 amino acids. The record is from RefSeq and is a predicted model, not a curated record.